UCACACCUCGCGUUCCCGCCAAAAAGUCUACAUCGAUUGCCUUAGAUACCUUUUAAAACUACCCUCUUUAAUAAUACUCGGAGGCAAAAUGGCGGCGUUUAUUUUAAUCAGCUGAUCGACUGUCACACUGACACAAGCGAAAUGUCAACUCAGGCCAAGUAAAUGGAUAAACCAGUAACAUAACUUCAUGGAUAUACUCGAUUAUGAUCACGGAAUCAAAUGUGAUGCGUCGUAUCACCACGCUGUUUAUUUCAAAAAAAAAACCUAAAUUUUAUUCAAACUAUGUCAACUAUAUGUUGUGUCAUCGUUAUUCAAAGUUCUAUUUGAAACAAUUAAUGAAAUAUAGUUAGAAAAUUGUACAGGAAAAAUAACAAUAAGCAAUCUGCAUUUCGACAGUAAAAAAUGAUCUUUAUACUUUAGUUCGAAGGACGUAUAUCGGUCAACGCGAUCAACGUAAGUCGCGGGUUAGUCGAGAUACUGUUUUGCGUAAUACACUGUGACUUAAUUUUAAAUUUUAACGAAACCAGAAUUUGUCAAUAUCCUCUAGAAUUCCCUAAACAUCUGUUAAGUAAGCAGCCUAACUCUUAUUAAAUUGUUUAACACACAUUAAAUAUCACAAAACCUAGAAACAAAAAAUGUAAGUAAUAAACAAACCAAAACAAAAUACCAAAACUAAUUGACAGUUUGACCUUUGAGGGUACAUAGCGAUUUUUAUAUCCUUGUUACUACAGGUAUAGCAUAAGACUUCGUUGUGCCUCAAUCGAUCAAUAAAAGACCUAAACAUUUGUAUAAAAUAAACUUAAAACAAAUAAAAGGAAUCCGUCCGACGGGGGACGCAUCAAAGGAAAAACAAAAUUGUUAUUUUUAUUUAAUUCAGAGCAUUUUCAUAUUUAUCUACCUUUUAAACCUUCUCUGGACUUCCACAAAUAAUUCAAGACCCAAAUUAGCCAAAUCCGUCCAGCCGUUCUCGAGUUUUAGCGAGACUAACGAACAGCAAUUCAUUUUUAUAUAUAUAGAUAAUUUACUCAUUUAUUAAGUUUUAAUGAUUGCGUUGUCGUAUUCUUUAUGUAUUGUUGUCUUGUUUUAAAUAUAAUGCAUCCAGACUGUUGAUUUUCGGUAGCUCUGAUAGAUGAAGCCAUAAUAGUGAGUGUCAAUGCUUGGUCACACCAAAAUCUCAAGUUAACUUACUCAACAUCUCGGGCAGCUCGACACAAAGUAAAUCCGAAAUUGACGUUCGCAUAAGGCCCGUGGCUCUUACCUCAAGUGGUUUAUGGCUCAAGAUCAUUUGGUUUUUAUAGUCUCUCGCUUCGACCGUUGGGGGGUACAAAUCUCAAACUUCCAUCAACACUGUCUUCUGAAUAAAUUCGUUGCUUGGAGACCUCGUUUACAUUUUUUUGUGUGGUUAGAGUCAGUGACGAACUAACAAAGAAAAGUAUAUUGUCUUUAUCCACUGAAAGGCAACCUAACAAGAUCCUUCAUACUGAUUUGUUUCCUUGUUUCCCAAGGCCGUUUAGAUAAAUAAAAGCCCACCGAAGUAUAAUCGAAAGAAACGGAUUCGAUUGAUUGACGUCAUAUUCAAAAAACGUUGUAUUUAUACAUUACAGAACUAGCUGCACUGAAACCUAAAAGAUAACAUAUCAGGAAGCCUAGGUUUUUGAUAAAAUACUGAAUUUACAACAAAAAAAAAAUUUGUUCGCGAUAACGUUCCACUAUCGUUAUGUUCGCUUGUUCUAAUUCAUAUUUCGUCAAUAUUUAUUCGUUCGGUAUGUGCUGAAUAGUUGAUGGUUCUGUGGCCAAAUGUUUUGUUUUGUCAAAAUUACGGUCGCCUUUUACACAUGACUCAUUAAGUGAAACAGUCAAAAUGGUGGACAGUCAGACGCAACACUUCUGUCUCCGAUGGAACAACUACCAGCGCAGUAUUACCAGCGCCUUCGAGAACCUUCGCGACGACGAGGACUUCGUCGACGUCACGCUCGCCUGCGACGGGAAAAGCCUCAAAGCUCAUAGAGUCGUGCUGUCAGCUUGCAGCCCUUAUUUCAGAGAAUUAUUGAAGUCCACGCCGUGCAAGCAUCCAGUGAUCGUGCUUCAAGACGUGGCGUACACAGACCUUCACGCCCUGGUCGAGUUCAUCUACCACGGCGAGGUCAACGUUCACCAGCACAGCUUGUCCUCAUUCCUGAAGACAGCUGAGGUGCUCCGUGUCUCCGGUCUCACACACAAUGACGCUGCCCAGGGGCCCCUGCUGCAGACCAUGCGGUCGUCAGCAGCUCCGUCACCCCACACGCCACCCCACCCGGCCCACUCUACCCAUAUACCGCAACCCUACCCUGACAAACUCGAGGAAGCUCUUCUUCAACCCUCAUCCAGCAUCCCGCCCAUGAUGCGCCGCAUUCCUCUUCCUCCACCGCGACGCAUGAGCUCCACUGACAACUCGCCUGACGUCAUAAAGCGUCCACGUCACGACAACAACAACACAGAAUCCCCACAAAUGCACGCCGCCGACUUCUCGACCAAGAACCACUCGAUUCUGAACAGCAGGGGUCACGAGCAGGGGAACAACGGAAACGGCAUCUCCAAUAGCAGCUCGUCACCUUCCCCGAGGCUGAUGGACGAAGUGAAAAACGAACCGGUCGACAUGAUAUGCCCUUCCAACCCUGAUAUAGAUCGCUGCACGGAUGACACACCGCCGCAUACUCAUCACCGACCAAUCGGAGGUCCACCGUCGCGCAGUAGCUCUGCUGAUGCCGAAGACCGCACCCCUCCCCCGCAGCUGCCGCCCUCACCAUUCAUUCCGCCCCCCGACACGAAGCUCUUCAACCCGUCUAACUCCUACAACUUUACAAUGGAGGCACUGGCUCAACACUCGACACUAGCCGGUCUGCAGAGUCCUCUCGCUUCGGACGGAAUGGCGAGCACAUCUCAAGCUGUACCGCCCCUCCGUAUGCCCCCGCCCACAGCCGGCGGCAUCAACGAGCCCCAGGAGUGUCCGUACUGCCGCAGGACAUUCUCUUGUUAUUACUCGUUGAAACGACACUUCCAAGACAAGCACGAGCAGUCCGACACGCUGUACGUGUGCGAGUUCUGCCACCGGAGGUACAGGACCAAGAACUCGCUGACCACGCACAAGAGUCUGCAGCACCGCGGCUCCAGCGGCAUGCUGAAGCGGCUGCUGAAGACGUCGGCGCUGCACAGCGCGCUGGCCCCGGCGCCGCACCACCUGUUCGACCUCGGCGCCGGCGACCACGCGCCGCAGCUGCCGCCCGGCCUCCAAUGACCGCAGACGACGGCUUGAACCGGUGCCUACCCUCCGCGCGCCGAGCGUGUCCCGUCGUCGGCGGCCGGACACGCACGGCGAGCGGGCCCGACGCGGACUCGACACGGACACCAUCCUCCAUGUGCAAUAUAAACGGACUAUGCCAAAACAAUGCAGGAAUACGCCGCAUUUUAUGGUUAUUCGUAUUAUAAUUAGUAAAAUAUUGACGUUAGGUUUAAAGUUACGUAAACAGUAUUGUCGCCCGCGGCCGGUAGAGGUCGCUUAGUGUACGCUUCGAGGAACGGACUCCGCUUCGUGGCGAAUGUUACAUUACGGUGUAAGUGACGGCGUCUCCCAUUGGGGACGUCCGGACAGUGUUCAAUGUGACAAUGUAAUCCAGAGCAAUACUAAAGUAUUAAUAUUUCUAGUACUGCCAAAUUUUAUGCCAACUGUAUUCUAAAGAGAACGUAUGCAUUUUUUAAAUCACUUUUCGAUAAAUGUCUAGUGUCAAAUUAGAUUCGGUAACUGUACAAAAGAUUAAACGUACAAAUUUUAAACAGUAUAAAUAUUAAAAGAACAAAGAAAAUAUUUUUUAAUGUAACUUUUUUCGGAAUGCCAAAAUUAAAUUUACAUAUAAAAUAAUUAAAGAAAAAAAAAACAGAUUAUUUAGGAAUUAAUUAUCAAAAACCCUUUAGAUUAAUGAAAAUGUUGAAUGUUGAUUGAAAUAAAAUAAAUUAAAAAUAAUAUAUUAUUAAAGACUUCUUAGAAUCUGAUUUCGAGAGUACAAAAAAAGUUUUUAUUGAACAAUAAUAAUAAUAUACUUAUUGUACGUGCGUUUGGCUUCAAUAAAACUAUCAUAAUCGUUGUAUAAGUAGCCGUGCCUUCGUUCGUCUUCAUGCUAUUAAAAUUAUAUUGAAAGAACUAUUUGAUGUGUAUUGGAUUGCGGCUGACGGGUCUGGUGGCGAACGAAUUCUGACAGAUGACGUUUCGAAAAUGAUAUAUUUAGGGAUGCCAGCCUCCGGCGACUCCCCAGAAUACAGGGUUCCGAGUGAGUGGCAGUUGCAUAGGCAAUAGAGGCGCCUGUGAGCCUAACGUGGGUCUUCGAAAAGCGGUUCGUCGAUCGUAUACGUGUGCAUGAUUUCAAAUCAUGAAACAUUAAAAAAAUAAUUAAAAAAUUAAUAUAAUCAUUUCUUCUGUGUAAAAAAUAAGUAGUUAUUUAGGGUAUUAAUUAAUAGAAUUAUUAUGAUUAUUAUUAUUAUUAUUGUAAUAUGUAUCCAUUUUCGGAAUUCUCUCUAUCUCUUUACGAGUGUAUAGUGGUUCUUAUUUAAAUAUUGACCAACGUAGCAGACGUCUCUUUAAUGAAAAUUUAUUAGAUUAUUAUUAUUAUUAUUAUUAAAGUAAUUAUUAUUAUUCUCAAAAAGAUAGAAUUACUUUACCAUAAGAUGGCUGCAGAUUGUUUUUUUUUUUUCAUUUUAUUGUAGGGAAUUUGCUUGGACCGCAGUUUUUGUUUCAAAAAACUCCGUACAUAUCUGUUCAGGGUGACAGUAACAAUUGAACAAAAAAAAGGAGAUAUCCAUAGACUCUCACAUAUCACAAACUAAAAAUACAAAUAUCAUAUUAUUUUCUUUUAUAAAAAAAAGGAUUCACACAGUGAUAUUUCACAAAGCCAAAGAAAUAUGGGGAUGCAAUGCAUUUAUUUGAUACAAAUUGUUGUAAAGCAUCAAAGAAUAUCUAUCAGACACUAUAAUGACAUAGUGCCAUAUCAAAAUUGAAUAUAAUCUCAAUAAUACCCGUACAUGCAUACAUAUCUAAGCACUGAAAGUGAAAUUGUAUAAGAAAUAAGUAAAAUAAUAUACAUACAUAAAUGAACAAAAUAAUUAUUAAAAAAAAUGGCAUAACAUCAUCCCCAAUGCCCAAAUUUACCUCCAUAUUUUAUACCUCAAUGGACACGUCACACAAUACAGACUGUUUGAUAUUUUUGUUAGGAAAUAUAGUUUAAAAAAAAAAACGACAUAACAAUUUUUUGCCUGAGCUUACAAAGGUAAAAGCAAGCGGGUAGUUUAAAUAUUGUAUAUAUUUAACUUAGUUAUAACAUGAUACAUUGUCGUGGCAUUUUUAUUUUUCGAUAAUUUAUGUAUGUACGUCGCGUGAUAUUAACAAAAAAAAAUAAAGUAAUAAUAAUAAUAGAAUAGAACGAUAUGAAAGCAUUAAUAUAAACUUUUCAAGAGACAAGAACAUUUUAAUAUGAAGCGGAAUAACGCGAUUUUACUUUUUAAAUUGACAUUAUCAGUACUGGCUGAUGUUUCCCCAAUCAGCAGGCAUUACUCGAAGUUUAAUUUAUUUAUUAAUCUCGCAUUUAUUUAAUUACGAGUUCACGCCUAGUCGUGACCAUGAAAACUGAAAAGGAUUUGUAUAUAGCAAAGUGAGAUAAACGCGAGCUUAAGACGACAAAGUCAUUGACUGGAACUGUCGCUUCGAGAGCUUCAAAGUUGUUAUUUGACCCUACGAAUAAAUAGAUUAUUAAUUCGUAGAUUAGACCUAUAGAAAGAACGGAGUUCACAACAAUACAAAAUACAGCUUAAAUACAUCCAAUACAAUAAAGGGACAAGAGGUUAUGUCAGUAAAGGUUAAAAUUUAACGAAGUACUUGAGUUAUAGAAUUAUUUGAUUAUUCUUUAAUGUACACAGAAAAAAAAACAUAUCACAAAAGGAACAAAUUUUAGUUUUGUGUACAAAGGGACUUAACUCAUGAUUUGUACAAUAAACUUUACAUCGCUUUAUCGUACAAAUCAGUAAGGUACAUAGCAGAAACUUAUUAUGAUUAAAUAAAAUAGCUAAUAAUUAAACAGACACGCAGCAACCUGGAAGCUAUUUCAGUCUCUGAUAACGGUGGUAGCAAUUUGUGAGUCUGCCAUAUUAAGGUCCUUUAGUAACACUAAGCAAUCAUGUAUGAGACUUCGAUGUCGUAUCUUAAAAUGGCUCGGAAUCAUGGCGCAGGCUUAUGCGCUGUCUACUGACUCCAGAAUCCACUUAAUAUGGAGGGUAGUCGCCUUGUCUUCGACUGUAAUAAGCCUCCAUAUUUAAGUCCAUCAAGGAAAUAGCUACUGAUUAACCUUUCUGUUCACAAUGAACUCGGGACAAGUGUUGCAAUGUCAAGUACAUUAAAAAGUAAAAUCGCGUUAGAUACAUGUUAGAGUCACACUUUAAGAUAAAAUAAAAUAUGAUGGUAUAGUUUUUUUUUUUUUAAUUUCUAUAAAUAGUGAAGCUUAGGGAUAAUUAAAUACAAUCUUAAAGUUUGUUUAUUGUUUUCGCUGUAAAUUAUAAUUUGGCUGUUUAAUUUGAGCUUAAUUGUUAAAUUCGUUGAAAAUGGAAGGAAAUUUUCCCACCUUUGUUGGUUUUUUUUUUUUUUUUCAAAAUUUUUGAUCUCAGGCAAGAGCUGCGAAAUACAUCAAUAUAGGGGACAGCCUUCGGUGAUUGUUAUUAGGUCUUACUAAUGUAUAGAACGUGUUAGUUUUUAUUUUACGUGUCGGCAACUUUUUGUUUAGGUAUGUUUUUUUUUUUCAAAUUCGAAAUUACAGCAGCGAAAUCAAUAAUUUUCGAAAGUAUGUAUCGCAAUGUAUACCAAAAUAAAAUGCAUUUUUAUAUAAAUCGUAAGUUUAAAGUGAGAAUUUUUUUUUUUAAAUAUAAAAUACUUUUUUUUAAUGCAUUCUGAAUAUUACGCAGAUUAUGUUUCGGAAUUUCUUCGCCAGCUUCUUUAAUAAUUAACUUCGAACUGACUGUGUUAUUAACUAGUGUUGUACAAAUAUAAUUCAGCUAACGUGUUGCCUUCGAUACAGUACAACUAUUCAAUAGACAAUAGUUUAUAAAUUUAAUGUAAUUCUAGCUACUUUAACGACAAACGGGAAAGAUAAUACUUAGCCAAACGAAAUUAACGUAAAUUCGAUAAAUGAAAUAAAUAAAUACCUUUAAAAUAUACAAGAUACAAUACAGAAAUACCUCAUUUAAUAUGAAAAAAAAAAAAAUAAAGUUUAAAUAUUUUUCAGGCAUAUAUUAUAUACCUAGUUAAAUAAUGUUAAGCUGUUAAUAUAAAACUACGCUGUUUGGUAUUCUGUUUAACAUCGCUAAUGACGUUUUAAAUUAUUUUUCGCAAAUGGCAACAAAUUAAAAUUCACAUACGGUCUACUUUUUACAAUUUAAUUCGAAACAAUAUUAUGUAAAAUUAUUUAAUAAUUAUUUACAGAUAAUUAAACUGAAACCCCCGGAAACUGAUCCGUCUCAAGAUAUUAAUAGUGGUAAAUGAAUAAAUAUACUAUCUUAUACUUAAACUCCAAUGUUCUCGAUUACGAAAAAAUAAGACGAAGUUCACAAAAUAAAUUCACAAAAUAAAACAUAAAAUAAAAUAUUUAUUUAUCUAUGAACAGAAACAUUUUCUUAGAAAAAAAAAAAAGGAAAUGUUUUGUUUUUUUUUUCACUUUCACAAGUAUUACCUCCAAUAUUAUUAAGUAUUACCGUCGUUAUAUCUUUUUUUUUUAAUGUAUUAACGAAAUAAAUAUGUAGAAUUUAAAUCAGGGACUUGUCCGUCAAACGGGCGGACCACAGUUCUACCUACCACACCGCAAAGUUAACUGUAUGUCAGUGGUUUUUAUAUUAUAUAUAAACAUAGUUGGCGCGCGCGGUUCUGUGCGCGUUUUAGAAAUUAUACUUCUCUUGCGCUAAAAAAAAAAUCAUUACAUAGCCCUUAAAUUAAAAACAUCUCUCGUUUUUUUUACAAUCAACAGUUUCCGGUACUUAAUAAAUCUCUAUAGUAAAUUGACCAUCGAGAUUUUGAAUACUAAAAAAAUAUAUUUUCGAACGUAAUGUAUGAAAAAAUUCAAAGGGUUAUCCGAACUAAAAAUCUACACCAACAUUUUUAUCUGUGCUAGGGCUGUACACGUGUCAAAAGAAGUAUAAGUUCAGUGAAAUACAUUAUUAUAUACUGUAAAGUUCAAAUUUAUUAUAAUUGUUACAUAGUUUAUUCACAUACAUACGCUUCUUCUGCAUAUAAAGAACGAGAACGCUUAUUAUCUCGCUUGCACGCGAGUCGAGCGAGCAGACAGGUCGACUGAACCAGAUUAGCAUAGAAUGAAUAGGGUUGCGGUAUUUUAUUCUUUCAUUAACUAUAGUUUUGAUUGAUUAAAACGUAGCUUAAGAUGUUUGUACUUUGCAGCAGAAUAACAACAGAAGAAAAAAAAAGUCAAUGCACACUGGUUCUUUUGGCCAUAGAGACGAUCCCGUACUUUGUCUGCAAAAGCAGUAAAUUAUUUUGUUGUAACCUUUCACAAUAAAAAUGCAAUAGUUUCAGCGGACUUAUUUUGAUUUUAGAGUACAAUUGUUCAAUGUUUUAUUAAAUUGACUCGAUCGAGAUCGUAAUAUGUCCGUGCCCAGUUCAUGCCAUAGUCCUGUUUUUAUUAUUGAAAUAAUUUAAUAGUUCGAUCGGGAAUUCACUGUCGUUGGAAAUGUCGAAUAAAUAAACUCUUCUAGAAAUAUAUAUCGAAGGAUGACAUAGCUCUACUAGCUCUAUUGUUAACAAAAUGGCGCCUAACUUUUUUUCCACGGAAGUACCUACUCAAUGUGCGAAGGAAACUAAGUAAGUAUUUUUUUUAUUUAAGCUACAAAUUCUAACAAGUGCAAUAUCAUAUAUUCGAUAUAUAUGCGAAGAGUUUGUUAUAUUAAAUCGAUAUUAAUAUAUCAACGCCGAUAGCUUUAAUAUUAAUAUUGUAAAUUAUAUAAACCGUAUCUUCCAGUUAAUAUAAUUAAUUAUUAUACAUUUAGAACAAUAGUUUUCAAUCUACCACAAUACCUCAGUAUCAUAGAUUAUAUAAUAUGUAAUAUAAUUAAGAUACAUUCAAACAAUAAAAGCAGAUUUUUCGUUUUUUUACGGCCAAAAUUGAAAUAGGUUAUAUUUCAAAUAAAUCGAUUUAUUUUUUUCAAUUCUACACAAUAUCUAGUCCUAUUUUUGUUUUUAAAAGAUCGAAAAAUCUGCUCAUGAACUACACUUUAUAAGUGUAGUUUCCGUAAACUCAAAGUGCACUUACUUAAAUAAAAAUAAAUAUAUUAUGUAGUUUUUUAGAUUUCCCGAUCGAACGAGACCGUUUUUAUCAGCUCCUUUUACAGUACAUAAAUAAAUAGAUAUUUACAAAUAAUUAUACACGUAUGACAUACAAUAUGACAGUUAUUAGAUUAUACAAAUAAAAAUAGGUAUAGCGGGAUGAUUUUGCUACAGCGCGCCAUCUUUCUUUCCUUUCCUGUCUUUUUUUUUUUAAUUAUAACCAAAUGUCGAUUUGCUCAAAUUUUUCUCCAAAGUGUAAUAGUACAUUGGCAAUGUUUUUGGCAAAAUCGCUCCGCCGUCUCUUGUUACGGUUGAAUGACCCGAUUUUAUACAGACAGAAAUAUUUUUUUACGAAAUCUAUAAGAAUGAGAAACGUUUUAUGAAUGAACAAGUUAUUUAAGCGGCAAUUUUUAUUCUAAUAUUUCUGUACAAUAUAUUUUUGCUGACACACUUAGGUUUAAGAUUUUUUCUUUUUUUUUUUAAUUUUUCAUAAUUUAAUUUGUAUGCACGAUCUGCGUUUUAUUAGCAACUUUUUUUUCUUAUAAGCUAGCGUCUAAAUGGUGCGUGCUCGCGAUACAUAGUCAUUUCACUAAAAAUAAAUUAAAAUUUUUAAAUUAAUAUAUUAUAGAAUUUAAUUUAUUCAAAAGCUCUGAGAAUUUUUACUACUUAGUCGUGAGCAGGUAUCAUGCGAGACAAAUUAUUAAGCCUAAACUUAUUAUUGUGUUACUAAUUCGUAAUGGUUAUAAUUUGCCAUCGUUGAUCAAAGAAAUACGUGUUAAUACAUUUAGUUGAGUUUCGUUAUACUUUUAUAGACGUAACGGGUGGGUUUAGGGCGAGGAAUGUAAAAAAAAAUGUUUAAAAUAGUAUUGCGUAACGAUUGGUAUUAAGAUUUAGGCGUGGUUGGGCCCGUAGGUCCGUAGGCUUUCUUGAAAAAUAUAUUGUUGUAAUUUUUAACAUCUUAUUAAGUCGGUAAAGAAACUUAAAGUACUAUUGUUGUAGGUACGAAGUGAGUUAUUAUUGUUUUAGUCACUGUUUACGGAUAUUAAUGCCGAAAUAAUUCAUAAGAUCGGAAGAAACACGUGGCGCCAUCUAUACGCCACAACUGGAAACAUUUGAAUCGCAUCAACAAAAUCAUAAGGACUUAUGAUGACAGCGGAGAGAAAUACCUUCUGUUUGUUUGUCCAUUGUUCCAUUUAUCCUGUGUAUUAGAAAUAUCCACAUUUCGUCAUUUCCGCGAUCGAUGCCCAAUUAAAUUACAAAUUUGAAAACGUUGUAGCGCGUUAAAAAUUAUAAUAAAAUCUUCGUUUUUUGUGUGUCUAUUGGUGUAAGACAAUGUAAUAACAUUGAGGUAAUUGCAAUGUCUACGUGCACACGGCUUAAGUUAUAUCUAAGAUAAAUCGUAUCGUGGGCUAUCAACAAAACACACAAGGUCAGUCUGUAAAUUCUUGUAGAAGGCAUCUGUUCAGCAGGAGACGUCUUUCUGAGACUGAAAAUUAAUUUGGUAUUUUAUCUAAAUUGUUACCUACGUAAACUUAAUAUUCAGUGAUUAAAACAAUCAUGUACUAUACUUGUUUUGAUGUUGUUUAUAUAAAUGUGAUUAAGGAAUCAAUUCGGGUUGACCAUCGCAUCGAUUUUAAUUGUAGGAAUUUGACAUCCCUAGUGAAACUCAAUAUCAAAAUAAAAUAAAGAUUAUUUUAUUGAGAAACAAUUGUCGAAUGAAUCUAUAUAAAGGAUCCAUGUUUAUCGAUAAUCCAUGUUUUUUUUAAGGAAUUUUAUGACCUGGUAACUAAUACCUAUAAGUCAUAUCUUGAUAAUCCGUGUUUGGAUAAUGUCAACUUAAAUUAUGCACGUAUUAUUAUACAUACAACAGAUGUCAAAUUUCAACAUAAAUUGUUUACGGGGUGACUGACCAUUGCAACAAAAAUGAAUAAUGAACUGCUAAAGCAACUUGAUUGUUACAAAAGUUACUAAAAUCAUUUGUUUGUUUGUUUGUUUGUUUGAUAACAAUCAAAUUGAAGGUUAUUUUGAGAUAAAAGACGUUAAAUUUGAAAGGUUUCGUCACCUCCGACAUCGCUGGUAGGUUACAUAUCAAUUUAGUCGGAAAACUUAGUACUAUAAGUAUCUUUGAAUCUGGCUCAUCGAAACUUGCUUGUUUGAAAGCUGUCUUAGUUUUUUCAUAAAAAACGGAAGAUGAAUGUUUUUUCAAAUUCUCAUGGAAUGUAUAACAAGUUGGAUGUAAAAGUAUAAAAUAAACUCGCAGUGAUUCCAUUGAUGAUGUCUUA
Bombyx mori (domestic silkworm) is the source of this 11622-nucleotide messenger RNA. It is a transcript of the gene br, whose product is annotated as broad-complex. Gene Ontology annotation, molecular function: protein binding. Gene Ontology annotation, cellular component: nucleus. Gene Ontology annotation, biological process: regulation of transcription by RNA polymerase II. The record is from RefSeq and is a predicted model, not a curated record. Lineage: Eukaryota; Metazoa; Arthropoda; Insecta; Lepidoptera; Bombycidae. Bases 1862 to 3274 code for a protein of 470 amino acids. The transcript is spliced from 7 exons.